AUGGACUUCGAGGACGAUGGAGGGGAUUUCUACACAUCAGAUCCUCAGUUCAAAGAUGAUGACGAUCGCGACGUGCUCAAACCUGGCGUCCAUCAUCUGGGCCUGACCAAGACUUUCACACCCAGUUGGCGUCCCAGAGAUGCCUUCAGAGAGUUCUACCAAAACUGGAAGGAUGGCAUUAUUGAGUCAUUCGGAGUCGAUCCUCAUUCGAUAAACCCCAUUUUUGUCAGGAACGAUGACAAGGAGAUCCACAUCACCGUAUCUGACAAUACCACCUCCAGCAUGUCCCCGGGGCGAGGACGUCUGCUUGGCUACAUCAGAUUUCAGGCCAAGCAGGGCAGUCUAGAGCUAACGAACUUCAAAGCCAAACUUGAUCGGAAACAUCUUGACCUGGGUGAGACCAGUAAGCGGGGUAAUGAGGCACUGGCCGGAGGUCACGGUGAAGGGUUCAAGCUGGCUGCGCUUGUGAUGCGACGCAAUGGCCAUUCCGUCAGAUUUGAGACAAACUCUUUCUGCUGGAAUUUCAGCUUUCGAGGGAUUCGUCCUCGCCUUUGUUGCAUCUUGAGUGAACCAGGACCCAAGUUGGUCCGCGAUCAGCGAGAGGAAUACAACAGACGCGAAAUGGCAGGCGAUACCCAACGAGGCCUCACCUCUUACAUCUGGGAAGACAUGACGGUAAAGAUAGGGAAGUCCAAAUAUAGAGAAGGCUCUCAGAAGGUCUCAGAGGAAGACUUCCGAAAGUGGAUGGAUGUCUCUAUCGAUCUGGAUCCUCCUGAAACCACCGGGAUUGUUCGCACCACCACGGGAGACCUCAUACUCGAUCCUCGCUUUCGUGGUCGCAUUUACCUCCGUGGGCUUCUCGUGGCUCAGACCUCUGGCUAUGCGCAAAAUGACAAAGGCUAUUGCUUUGGCUAUAAUUUCUACAACGGCCAGAUCAAUCGAGACCGCCAACGGAUGGCAAGCCCACAUGAAGAGGCUAACGCCAUGGCUAGUAUCUGGACGCAGGCUAUCCAACUAAAGGGAGAUUGGGUCAUCGAUGCCUUCGUCAAACUAUUCGCCGAUGAUGAAGCGGCACACGAUGUCGAACAUUCCUACAAGUUCAUAUCUCGAUUGACGGCACAGAGUAUCUGCAGACGCCUGAAAGAGUCCCAGCCAGAUGCAUUCUUCUACUCGGAAAGAGAUGCAUCUCGACAGAACGCCACCACAGAUGAGGACAUUAUCUUGAGAGAGCUCAAAAAACAACCCUUGAAGCUAGGGAAGAAACUCUGGACGAUCCUCAGACAAGAGCCGCCUCUGAUGCGGACGCCCCUCGAGGAGAGAGAUCACUUGUUCGGCACAUCACAACCCAUAAAGCCAGACAUGGACAUAUUUGGCCUCAGCAUUAUCCACGCAUUGAAUGGCACAUUCGCGCAGGACCCAAAGAUGGGAAACAUUCGAAUUGAGUUUGUCGACGGGGCUGACACCGAUAUCGACCUUCUCUACUCGAGUGAUCAAGCUCUACUCCAAAUACAUGCAAAGUGGCUCGACGUUGUCCGCGUACACCAAGGAUCCAGUUGCGAGUUCUUUCAAGUUGCUGGAGAACAGAUGACUGACGAAAGUGCCUUCUUCUGCGACCAUGUCGUCCAGGAUCUGCUAGAGGCCGCUUUCGACGAAAUCCGCGAGCAGCUCGAACUGACCCCGAUGACCGCCGCGCGUCUUCGACGACAAGCUGUGGAGUAUCUCCGAAAAAUGCCACGGGCUAUCAAAAUGAGCAGCGCGAAUGGGGGCAGGAAGCUAAAGGUGGAAUGGGCUGGCAACGAGAGUGGAGCUUUCAUGUUAAGAUAUGGGUCAAAUAUCCACUACUGGGUCACCGUCCACAAAGAGCGCUCAUGUCGACAAAGAAAGACAGAGGUCUUGAAUGUGGCCGGAGUCAAGUUCUCAGAUCCCAGUCAAGCCUCUGGACAACCCGAACAAGCAGAGAGCCUCUGCGAUUGCCCGACUCGAACAGUGUCGCAAGCUCAUUCUGAAGUGGUCUUUGAUGGCUUAGAUCCCAGUGAGGUUUAUUUUCCGAUGGUAUCAAGAGCGGAGGCACCAUCCUUUUUCGGACUGCCGCCAACCUCAAUCGAUGAGGUCUCGGACACAGACAUGGACUUGGACUUGGAAUUGCAACCAGAACCCGACUCAAUAUCCGACACAUGGGAAGAUGAUGGUGAUUCUGGUCAGGAUAUGCGAGUCCCUCCACGCGACCAUCCACAGGUCCAUCCACGGGCCCCUAAACUUGUCAGUCGUCCAAAGGUUGAUUCAAUGGAGACAACGAGACUGCAAAAAGAUGAGCAAGAUUGGCUGGCGUGGCAGCAACAACACCUCCAGCCAGGCUUUUCUUCGGCGCCACGGGAGUCUUUUCUACUGAAUGUAAUAUUCCUUUUUGCACUUCUCUCCGAAGGCCUGAAUAUUACUUUCGAGAAAAACCACUACUACCGCAUCCAAUUGGAAGGCGAAGAAGGUGAACAGGUCAUCUUUGUUCACAAUAUCUCACAGAGUACCAACAUCCCCUCGGAAGGGAGAUAUUUCUUCCUUGUCACCAAGUACUCGGCCCUCAGCUCUAUCCUUCCAUCUGAGCAGCCUCGAGAGAUUGGAAACCCAGCAUUGGUGGAUCAAGAAGUGGUUUUGCACUUUAGUGACUUUGACAAGAUGCGAAUGUCACAGGAUGCAGAGACCAUUUCCCUUGACGAUAUUCGAUCUGCACAGGGGGUGAGCACUGGCAUCAGUCAUGUUUCCCGGCAUCACCCAGACAUGGACCCCCAAAGACUCUUCUGUCGGUUUGCCGUGUCCAAGGCACAUACAGAUGGCGGUGUUACCACAAUAACACCAUUGGCAUCCCAUCUCUUACUGCAUGAUGGUGAUCAUUGGGAGAGACCCAGCUUUCGCAGUGACGCGGUGCCGGUAGCGUUUGAUCUAAGUCCCUCUGUCUUGGGUGUUUCAGAGGGAUUUGCAGGGAGGGGCUUCAAGAUUCAGGCAGCGUUUGGGGUAGACGAAUCGAGACACCAUACAUGGCUGAACCGACACCUCGUGGCUACAUGCUUUGACGGUACGAUUUGCAAUGUGUUGAAGGACUUCGACUCAGGGAAGCUCCUCCCGCUACAGCUCCCCGAUCCCGCGCCUCCAAAGGUGCUUCUCUUCGCGCCCGAACAUCAAUGCUUCCGACUGAACAUGCAGAAUCGUCAGAUGCCGACGUUGCGCCAGUUUCUCAAACCCCUCGACGGUGUUGACAAGGCUGUAGAGGUAUUGAAACCCGAUUUCGUCGUCAUGUUAUUGCCUCUGGCUGUUUGCCAUCCGUCAGCGGUUGCGAGAUUCGCCAGAACGCGUCUUAGACUUCUAGAGAGGGGAUUUGCCGUCCACUCGAUGCUGAUCUCACUGAGAGAUUAUGGACUCCCGCAAGAACGGAGCAUUCUUGCAGUUGUAGCAUCGCUCUUUGGCGUGCCUCUAUCCUGGAAGUUCGACCGCUAUACCACGAGAUCUGAACAGCCUAGCACAAUUGGCAGCUUGAUUGAAGACUUGGCUUUCAAGAAUCCUCGCGUUCGGACGGAGUCGAAUACAGGGUUUGUGUGCUUGCCUCCGGCCGUGCAGGGCUCUGAAGGCGAAACGUCCACGGUUGGCCAUGUCUACAAUCACUACACAGGCAUUCGCGUUGCGUCUGACGCCGAGACUAUCUCGAUAGCCGGCACUAUCCCUUUCUCCCUGUUCAAUGAUCAGAAGCAGUGGAUCCAUCCAGUCCGACAAGACCGGGUAACCGUCCGCGAGCUCGCCCGUGUGCAAGGUAUUCCCGAUGAAUUGCGAUUUUUUGGAUCGACAGAAGAACAGUACGGAACAGUUUGCAAAGCCAUUCCUCCGGUUGUGGCUAAAAUGAUUGCGCAUACAAUCUAUGAGGCGAUUGGAUACUCGCGGGUUGUCACUGUCAGUGCUGCAGAGGCAAGCCCCAGAAGAAACAAGAGAGCUAGAGCACAGUAA
Messenger RNA from Fonsecaea nubica, 3987 nucleotides. RefSeq lists its product as hypothetical. The record is from RefSeq and is a predicted model, not a curated record. Bases 1 to 3987 code for a protein of 1328 amino acids. Lineage: Eukaryota; Fungi; Ascomycota; Eurotiomycetes; Chaetothyriales; Herpotrichiellaceae. Gene Ontology annotation, molecular function: methyltransferase activity. The transcript has 8 exons.